This is a messenger RNA of Penicillium verrucosum, 1572 nucleotides long. Its product is annotated as MFS transporter. NCBI's taxonomy places the organism in Eukaryota, Fungi, Ascomycota, Eurotiomycetes, Eurotiales, Aspergillaceae. The transcript has 2 exons. Gene Ontology annotation, molecular function: transmembrane transporter activity. Bases 1 to 1572 code for a protein of 523 amino acids. The record is from RefSeq and is a predicted model, not a curated record. Gene Ontology annotation, biological process: transmembrane transport.
AUGCCCGGGAAUGAAUCUGCUGGUCACAAUGUGGAGAAAGCGACAGACUCUCAAGGUGAAAAUCCGGACUUGCUACUAUCGGAAGAGCAGGCAUUAGCCAAGGCACGGGACAAUCCCAAUGACGCCCUACCUAUCUUCAUCACCUACGCCCCAGAUGACUUUGAUAACCCCCGCAACUGGCCCAAGUGGCGUAAAUGGUAUAUCACCAUCGUGGUGAGCAUGUUGAAUGUUUUCACAACAUGGUGUGCUGGAGGGAUAUCUUCGGGGGCGACCGGAAUUCAAGAGGAGUUUGGUGUUUCUGCUGAAGUCACAACACUCGCUUUGUCUCUAUAUGUUCUGGGUUAUGCUAUUGGCCCUGUGCUUCUCGCUCCGCUAUCAGAGUACUUCGGGCGUCAGCCGGUUUACGUCGUCUCGUGGUUCUGCCUGUUCAUCUUCCAGCUUCCUCUCGCGUUGGCCCCGAACAUCGGUACCAUUCUAGUGUGUCGUUUCAUCGCCGGCUGUGCUGGAGGUGCCCCUCUCACCAACACAGGAGGCAGUAUCAGUGAUAUGUGGGAGCGGAACGAGAGUGGAGGCCCUAUGGCUGUCUACGGACUGAGUAGCACCUUCGGCCCCCCUAUGGCCCUAGUCAUCACCGGGUACAUCGGGUUGAAUCUUGGCUGGCGCUGGAUUUUCUGGGUCCUUAUGGCUAUGACCGGAGGCGUGUGGGUGGUGUUGGUCGCCACGGUUCCCGAGACCCGCCACACAACUGUUCUCCAGAACAAGACCAAACGGGUCCGGAAACAAAUGAAGAAGGAGAAUCUUCAGUCGGCUGAGUCGACCAUUGACAUGCACGCAAGCAGCAGAAAAGGUCUGCACGAACUCUUCAGUAUCACCCUCACCCGUCCAUUCCGCUUCCUCUUCACCGAGCCCAUCACAUUGUUUUCUGCAAUUUACAACGGCUUCCUUUACGGGCUGGUCUAUCUUUUUAACGAAGCAAUUCCUUUGGUCUUCGGUCCACCCAAGGGGCAUCCAUUUAAUGGCGGCCAACAAGGGCUGGCAUUCCUGGGAAUGGCGAUCGGUCCUCUGAUCGCAUUCUGUUUCUACCCCCUCCAAGAACGUUACUACCUUCGCCGUGUCGCUGAAAAUAAAGGCAAAGGUGUGCCCGAGGCUCGUAUGUGGAUGGCCCGUGGAGGGGCAAUCCUCGUUCCAAUCAGUCUGUUUUGGUUUGGAUGGACUAGCUAUCGGUCGGUGCAUUGGGUUGUGCCGAUCAUUGCCUCAUCAUUAUUCGGUGCUGGCAUCUACAUUGUCAUCCUUAGCAUAUUGAACUACGUCGUGGACAGCUAUCAGACUUACUCAGCUUCCGCUUUAGCUGGCGUGAUCCUCGUCCGAAAUGUCGUCGGUGCUGGAUUCCCAUUAUUCGCCACUCAGAUGUACCAGAAGCUUGGCUACGAAUGGGCUUCUAGUCUGUUGGGCUUCAUCUCGGUGCUUUUGGUACCAAUCCCAUUCAUCUUCUUUUACAAGGGCCAGACUAUUCGUCUUCGCAGUCGCUGGGCCAGUGAGCACUUCGAUCAAGACGAGGACAGCCCUCACUGA